AAAGAUCCUUAAAAUGUACCUAUCAAGAAUAACAUGUAUGGGAUGGGUUUUGACCACAGCUUUGGGCUUUGGUUUAUUACUCGAUGGUUGAAACCAGAGCUGAUGAUUGAGAGUGGCGCUUUCAAAGGACACUCAACUUGGGUCCUGAGACAAGCAAUGCCUGAUACACCAAUCAUAUCAAUUACACCCCGUCAUCCAGAGAAAUAUCUGAAGAAAGGACCUGCUUAUGUCGAUGGAAAUUGCACGUACUUUGCUGGAAAAGACUUUGUUGAUUUUGGAAGUGUUAAUUGGGCAAAAGUUAUGAAGAAACAUGAAAUCAAGGAUCUUAGCAAGGUUCUUAUAUUUUUCGACGACCAUCAAAAUGAACUGAAAAGACUAAAGCAAGCACUGAAAGCAGGGUUCAGACAUCUUGUGUUUGAGGACAACUAUGAUACUGGCUCUGGAGACCACUAUUCUUUUAGGCAGAUGUGCGAUCAAUUUUAUGUAAGAGGUGGGGGUCAUAGCUGCUUUAAGGAUAGUGAUGAAGCUAGGGUUAGAUCAAGAAGGAAGAAGUUUUGGGAGAAGGCCGUUGAUAUUGAGGAACUAUGCGGUCCUGGUGAAGCUUGGUGGGGUGUGAGAGGGCAGAUGUGUGAUGAUUUUAACCACAGCAAUAAAGCUAUUACUUAUGCGGAGCAUUUUCAAAACAGCAGGUUUGUAGAGUCAGUGUUAGAUGUUUACUGGGAGCUCCCGCCUGUGGCUGGUCCUUCACUUACUCAUCAGACGAGAUACGAUCCAGCUCGUGCACAAAGUCCUAUUAUUGAAGAUGGCAGAUAUAGAUUGUUUCAGAGGCUUGGCUUAUCUGGACUCGAGACUUCUGUAUUCAAUGGUUACACUCAAAUGGUCUAUCUUCAGGUGUCGCAAGAACCUUAAUUGGUUUUAGAUUUGGUCAAAAAUGAGCUUUUUGUUGCCACUGUAUUAGGUUGUAGUUUUGUUCUUUACAUGUAUAUCUCCUUUCUCUCUCUAUUUCUUCAGUUCUUUAGGAUGUACUUCUUGAGAGCCAAGUGUAUCCCUUGUCCAUUUGGGCAUGGUACUAACGGAAUUUGCUCAUGCCCUGGUUGUUAUAAGUACUACAGUCUACAGUAUUAUUUACGUGAAGUUUUAGAUGUCCAA
Lycium barbarum (goji berry) is the source of this 1149-nucleotide messenger RNA. RefSeq lists its product as uncharacterized. The record is from RefSeq and is a predicted model, not a curated record. Lineage: Eukaryota; Viridiplantae; Streptophyta; Magnoliopsida; Solanales; Solanaceae. Bases 34 to 909 code for a protein of 291 amino acids. The transcript has 3 exons.